AUGGAGAUACAGAUCCCAUAUUCCAUCAUCUUCACCUUCUUUUGCUUCUUCUUUCUGAUCUGCAAGCUGUCUUCUUCUUCCAAGAAACUGACCAAAACCCUACUUCCAGGGCCAUGGAAAUUACCUCUCAUCGGAAACCUCCACCAACUUGCUAGCUCACUACCUCAUCGUUCUCUCACAAAUCUUGCAAACAAGUACGGGCCCUUCAUGCAUCUUCAACUUGGACAGGUUUCUCAUAUCAUAGUGUCUUCACCAGAAUAUGCCAAAGAAAUAAUGAAGACACAUGAUCAGAUCUUUGCAAAUAGGCCCAAAAAUCUUGCCACUGAUAUCUUUGCUUACAAUAGCACAGAUAUUGCCGUUUCCCCCUAUGGAAACUACUGGAGGCAACUUCGAAAGAUUUUAAAAAAAUUGGAACUCACGAAUUAUAUAGUGGCAAGAGUGGCCCUUGGCAAAAAGACAAAGAAUGUAGAACAUGUCUUGCAAAAUUUAGAGCAGGUGACAAAGUUAAGCUCUGCAUUAUCAAUUUUCGAUUUCUAUCCUUCGCUGAAAUUUAUCAGUGUCAUCACUGGGACGAGAGCUCGAAUGAUGAAGUUGCACAAAGAUGGAGAUAAAGUGUUCGAUGACAUCAUCGGAGACCACGAAGAAAAGGAAAAAAAUAAUGUUGGAGAAGCAGAGCAGGAUCUAGUUGAUGUUCUCCUGAGGAUUCAAAAGGAUAAUGACUUUGAGAUACCGUUAUCUCUUGAAAACAUUAAAGCAGUUCUUAAGGAUGUUUUUUUCGCUGGAACCGAAACAACAGCAACUACAAUAAACUGGACCAUGUCCGAAUUGCUCAGAGACCCAGAGGCUAUGAAAGAGGCACAAACGGAGGUAAGAAUAGUCUAUGGAAGCAAAGGAUACGUGGAUGAAUCAGAACUUCACCAAUUAAAAUAUUUAAGUGCUGUCAUCAAAGAAACUCUAAGGCUACAUCCACCAGUAGUAUUGAUUCCAAGAGAGAACAGUGAAAGUUGUGAAAUUAAUGGAUACGUGAUAUCUCCGAAAACAAAGAUUAUCAUUAAUAGUUGGGCUAUUGGAAGAGAUCCCAAGAUUUGGAACGAACCAGAGAGAUUUGAACCAAAGAGGUUUUUCCAAACAAUGGAUGAUUACAACUUCAAAAGUUCAAACUUUGAGUACAUUCCAUUUGGUGGUGGAAGAAGAAUAUGCCCAGGAAUUACAUUUGCUACAUCCAUUUUGGAAUUGUUACUUUCUAAUUUGCUAUACCACUUUGAUUGGAAACUUCCAAAGGAGAUGAAAGCUGAGGGAUUGGAUAUGGAUGAGUCAUUUGGUGCUGUGGUAGCAAGGAAAAAGGAUUUAAGUGUAAUUCCUUUUCGAUAUUCUCCUUAAUAUGUAUAGGUUAUAUAUAUGUGUUUAAUUAUUAUCUGAAUGAAUGGUGUUUUCAAUACUUUUAAAUGUCCUUGA
Molecule: messenger RNA, 1455 nt
Organism: Neltuma alba
Lineage: Eukaryota; Viridiplantae; Streptophyta; Magnoliopsida; Fabales; Fabaceae
Product: cytochrome P450 71D10-like
Exons: 4
Coding region: 1-1380 (459 amino acids)
Molecular function (GO): heme binding; oxidoreductase activity, acting on paired donors, with incorporation or reduction of molecular oxygen; monooxygenase activity
Source: RefSeq, a predicted model, not a curated record